Paramecium sonneborni is the source of this 403-nucleotide messenger RNA. NCBI's taxonomy places the organism in Eukaryota, Ciliophora, Oligohymenophorea, Peniculida, Parameciidae. The record is from the annotation of a GenBank genome assembly.
AUGUGGUUUGAUAGAAUGACCAUUCCAAUUAAAUUGCUUAAUGAUUUAUAAAGUUUAGAAGGGACAGUAUAGAACUAAAUUUAAAAAUCAAAAUCCAAAAGUUAAAUAUUGAGAAAGUCAAUGUUGAUGAAAAAACUUACAGAUGGGAAAUAAAUUGUAAUAUUUAUUAUUUAUUAAAUAAUAGAAGAUGCAACAUAUACUGAAAAAUUAAAUGAAGGAAUUAGAAAGCUUGCUUAAAAUUUAGAAACUUGGAAAAUAUAAUCAAAUAAAAAUGAACAAAAAAAUAACUAAUGAAACAGUUGACACAUUAAAAUAUAUAAAAAAUAAUAGUCCUUUUCUCUCAUCAUUAAAGUUAGUAUCCUUAGAAAAUCGAACUUUUUUAGUCUAUUUAAAAACAGUAUGA